Populus trichocarpa (black cottonwood) is the source of this 2104-nucleotide messenger RNA. RefSeq lists its product as uncharacterized. The transcript has a single exon. Bases 1176 to 1811 code for a protein of 211 amino acids. Lineage: Eukaryota; Viridiplantae; Streptophyta; Magnoliopsida; Malpighiales; Salicaceae. The record is from RefSeq and is a predicted model, not a curated record.
GAGAAGCUAAAAAAAUAUGAGGCGAUCUCUACUGUUUUAUUUAAAUAGGAAAAAAAAAUAGUAUAAAGUACAAGUACUAUUAUCUUUGCACCAUCUAUUAAAAAAAAUCAUUGUUGUUCUUUGUUUUUUUUUUAUUUUCCACCUUCUUCAUGAAAAUUAAACAUAAAAAAUGAAACUAUAUAUACUCGAUCUAGAAAAUUUUGUAUGUGUCACAUGGCUUGUAAAGUAACAAUUCAAAUGUUAAGUUGGCCAUAAUAAAGUAGCUUUCCAUCUAUAAAAUCAAGCAUGGCCAUGUAUUUGAUUGUUAGUUUAGAUACUAAAGAUUGUGGAGGUGAUCAUGGCAGGUUGUACAUAUAGGAAUCUUGCUUUGCCUCGUAAAAAAGUUACCAACCUAAUUUUCUAAGUAUUUUGACAAUGACCUCGAUACCAGUGUUCAUGGGCGCUGCACCUCCCUUACAAGCUCCUUUAUUGUCCCCAUUCAACAAACGUGCUGCCAUCUGCUUCAACUAUAGACUAAAAGGCAUACAAAAGUUCAAAAAGCAUAGAAAUGAAAUGCCCAUUUUCACCACAAUUCUCUUCUGUUCAAAAGCUUAAGCAAGAAGAAUAUUAAACAUGUAUUUCUUUCUACGAGUAACCUUUUCUUUUCUUUCUUAUUUUCCUGUUGAAUAACAUAGAUUGAAACAAUGUAUUUAUGCUACAUGCAUACUUAAUUCUGUCCUAGUUCAUGUUUAUGUUAUGCCUAUGGGUCUGGUUUUACAGACUGGAUUGUUGAAUCCAGAAACUAGGGGUCUUCACUGGUUGCUGACGCUAGCUAACACAUAUUUAUUAAGUAAAAUUCUAGAUGGAGAAUUCAAAACCAUUAACAGCAAUAGUGGAAAGCAAUGGAGGCUAUAACAUAUUCUCAACCCGCCAUGCCUUUUUACAUAAGCAAUUUCCUCUACACCUAAACAACAAUAAAGUAGGAUUUCUUGAAUCCCCACCAAAAUAUCCUCCAUCAUUUCCCUUUUCCCUCCCUAUAUAAGUCCUUGUCUCCAUUCCACCAUUGUCUGUCAGAUGUGUGUCCUCACUGAGCCUUUUCUAACUAAGUUCUCCUUAGCUUUCCCCAUUAAAAUCAUAAUCUCUAAACUCACUAAGAAACCCCACUAAACUUCUUGUUAAUUAUACCUCUUUCAACAAUGGAUACUAUAAGCAAGGCUAAAAAGCUUCAAGCUAUGCACAGUUUGAAGACUCAGUUUUAUUACAAUCUCAUGUUUCGUUCAUUCCUUGCCUUGACGUGUAGUUUGCUUUUUUCCUUUCCUCUUUGGUUUCCAUCCCUAUGUUCAUCCAUGAAGCUAUUUCUAUCUCUAUCCAUCCCAAAUAAGUUUUCCUCCUUCUUUAGCCCCAAGUGCUUGUUUAUACUGGUAAAUGUCAUUGUUGUCUUUCUUGUUGGAGAAUCAAGGUUUGGUGGGUCUCACUCAUCUCCAGUGGGCGAAAUUUAUGAUGAAUAUGUAGAGAGGAGCUGGAGUCUUAGAGGAGUGUCAACUCAUCAAGACAAGGCAGAGGAGAGUAAACUGGAGGUGAACUGGGUUGACCAAGAGACUAAUGUUCAAGAUAAAGAAGUAGUACUGAAGGAAGAAGUUGAUGAAUUAACCAACAAAGGAGAUAAAGAAGUAGCGGUGAAGGAAGAAGAUGGUAGAGAAGCUAAUGAAUUAACCAACAAAGGAAAGAAGGAUGCUCAUGAAGAGGUUAAAGUAAAAGAAGAUAGGCAUGAGGAGAAGGAAAUAAGUGAAGAAGAAGAAGAAGAGAGAGUGGAUUGCCUCCAGAGGAACUGAACAGAAGAGUCGAAGAGUUCAUUGCAAGGGUUAAUAAGCAAAGGUGGCUUCAAGCCCAGUUAUUAGUCUGUUGUAAGGCAUGAUUACUAGGAUCCAGACACUGUAGUGCCAUCAGAAAGUUGGAGUAAAUGCUGUAUUCCUUGCUGCUAUGGUCAUUAUUUUUGGCACAAUAAAUCUGCCAAGUUUUCUGUACUUGGAACUUAGGAGAAGGGCUUUGUAAAUAAUCUGUACUUAUAAAUAUUUAUCUCUAUUGACAUACAGUUUAUAAAUAAAGGACUCUUCAUUUUUAAUUU